This is a messenger RNA of Vicia villosa (hairy vetch), 803 nucleotides long. Its product is annotated as trafficking protein particle complex II-specific subunit 130 homolog. Gene Ontology annotation, biological process: early endosome to Golgi transport; intra-Golgi vesicle-mediated transport. The coding region runs from base 288 to 755 and encodes 155 amino acids. The transcript is spliced from 2 exons. Gene Ontology annotation, cellular component: TRAPPII protein complex. The record is from RefSeq and is a predicted model, not a curated record. Lineage: Eukaryota; Viridiplantae; Streptophyta; Magnoliopsida; Fabales; Fabaceae.
CUCCUAGAAUCAAGCACUUUGGUAUCCAGAGGAAACCUCUACCCCUUGAACCAACUGUACUACUACAAGAGGCUAACAGGCGGAGGGCUUCACUCUCCACUGGAAAUGUUUUUGAAAUGUUUGACAGUCGCCAGGGUCCAAUGGAAGGGUAAUGAAAUGCUAUAUACUGCUCCAGAUGGAAUCACUUACAGUAAACUGUUAUAAAAUCUUAUAAUUUCUGUUUUAAUUUGGGUUUUUAUCAAUCUGAUUUAUAUGCUGACAGAUCAUGUUUUGAUUCACCCCCCAAGAUGUCACCACAAAAAGUACUCUCAAAUUCGAUGACACGUACUAAUACUUCUCCGGAAAACUUUGAUAGCUCAAUUGGCCGACCUAUGAGGCUUUCUGAGAUUUAUAUUGCUGCCGAACAUGCUUUGAAGCAAACAAUUUCUAAUCUUGGGAUGUUAAAAUCAUUAUCAUCAUCUGAGGAGUUUGAGAAAAAAUAUCUAGAGCUAACUAAAGGUGCUGCUGACAAUUACCACCAUUUCUGGUGGAAAAGACAUGGAGUUGUCCUUGAUGGUGAGAUAGCUGCUGUUGCCUUUAAACAUGGACAUUUUGACCAAGCUGCAAAGUCAUAUGAGAAGGUUUGUGCACUGUAUAAUGGGGAAGGAUGGCAGGACUUGUUGGCCGAGGUCCUUCCUAUUCUAGGAGAGUGUCAAAAUAUUCUUAAUGAUCAAAGCUGGCUACUUGCUAUCCUGUGUGCGGCUACUUUCUCUUGAAGAUGGAUUAUUUCAGAAACCAGGGUCAUAUGUUCUUGGAGUUCUUAU